This is a messenger RNA of Bipolaris zeicola 26-R-13, 1536 nucleotides long. RefSeq lists its product as uncharacterized. The transcript is spliced from 6 exons. Lineage: Eukaryota; Fungi; Ascomycota; Dothideomycetes; Pleosporales; Pleosporaceae. The record is from RefSeq and is a predicted model, not a curated record. Gene Ontology annotation, cellular component: cytosol. Gene Ontology annotation, biological process: protein import into peroxisome matrix. Bases 1 to 1536 code for a protein of 511 amino acids.
AUGGUAGUAGAAACCGCAUACUACGACGCCCUCGGCGUACCGCCCACCGCAUCCGAACUGGAAAUCAAAAAAGCCUACCGCAAGCUUGCGAUCAAACUGCACCCGGAUAAGAACCCUGGAGAUGAGACGGCGCACGCAAAAUUCCAAGAAAUUGGUGAGGCAUAUCAAAUUCUCAGCGACGAGCAGCUGCGCGCAGCAUACGACAAACAUGGCAAAGAGGGUGCUAUGCCCAGUAGCGGGUUUGAGGACCCCUCCGAAUUCUUCACCAUGAUCUUUGGUGGAGAGGCUUUCGUAGACUGGAUCGGCGAAAUUUCCUUAAUGAAGGACCUUACCAAGACUAUGGAAAUCUCCCAGCGUGAGAUGGAGGCAGAGGCUGCCGCUCAGGCUGAGGCCGAGAGGGCAGAAGCCGGAAAGGCACCUACGGCCGAAGGGACUGCUGCUACUCCCCCGACUGCUGCCACAGACACAACAGGCCCAAGUGCUGCUACACCAGCCAAGGAGGCUGAAGCAGCAGCUGAGCACACAGGAACGCAGACGGCACAUGUACCACCUCCUCAUGUAGAAGCAGAAGCACCUCCGGCGCCCGCAGCCGGUGCAUCCACUUCUACGCAGCCCCCGCCGCUCCCACCCCGGACAAGCACACCACCAACACGAGGCAUUCCAAUCCGCGCGGCUAUCAUGGACAAGUCUGAUGAAGAGGUACGCAUGGAGGCAGAAGGCAUGACCGAUGCAGAGAAGGAGCUGCGGGAAAAGCAAAAGAAGAAGGCUGGUCUUACUAAAGAGCAGCGGGAAGAGCUUGCAGCAUACGAAAUGGAGCGAAAGAGGAUCCGUGAGGAACGCGUUAACAACCUUGCUAAGAAGCUUGUUGAGCGUAUCUCAUUAUGGACCGAGACGGACAAGGCUACCGACGUAACUGCUGCUUUCAAGGAAAAGAUUCAUCUAGAGAUUGAGAAUCUCAAGAUGGAGUCGUUUGGUAUUGAAAUCCUCCACGCCAUUGGAACCACCUACAUCAUGAAGGCAUCUUCAUUCCUCAAGUCUCAAAAAUUCCUCGGCAUCUCAGGCUUCUUCUCCCGCAUCAAGGACAAGGGCACUCUUGUCAAAGACACCUGGUCGACCAUGUCUGCUGCGAUAGAUGCGCAGUUGACUAUGGAAGAAAUGGCGAAGCUGGAAGAGCAAGGUGGUGAGGCAUGGACAGAUGAGAAGAAGGCCGAGUACGAGAAGAAGGUCACUGGCAAGAUUCUUGCCGCUGCAUGGAGAGGUAGCAAGUUUGAGAUUCAGAGCGUGCUGCGCGAUGUGUGUGACGCCGUACUCAACGACAAGAAGAUUAAGCUCGAGAAGCGCAUCGAGCGGGCCCAUGCUCUCAUGAUUAUCGGAGAGAUGUUCCAGAAGGCUGAGCGCGACCCCGAAGAAGAGGGCGACUUCAUGGCGUUUGAGCAGCUCAUGGCUGAGGCGGCAGCGAAGAAGGAUGCAAAGGACGAGAAGCACGGAAAGCAUCAUCAUCAUGAUAAGAAGGAGAAGAAGAAGGAAAAGGCAUAG